AAAACAUACUUGUAAUGCUCAAAUCCUCUUCAACAAGAAAAACUAAGACUACUAGGAAAACUUCUUUGAGGAAAUCCAAGAAAAGUACAGAUAUUGAGGUUGGAAGUCAUACUCCAUCUUCAUCACAGAAAGGCUCCUCUGACUACUGCCCAGAAAGUACUGAUAUCAGACUUAAGAAGAACAGAGAGAGUGCUUGUAGGAGCAGACUGAAGAAGAAGCAACAAAUCUCUCACAUACAAGAAGAAUAUGACAUCAUGGUAUCCGAAAACACUCGGAUUCAGCAAAAUAUAGAUUGCUGCUCUAAAAGAAUUGAAAAAUUGGAAGACUACAAUGCAAGGAUAAGGAAAAGUAUUGAGUACAUGCAGGCUCAGCAAAAUCUGAUCCUAGUUAUACUCUCGCACCAGGGACAGGCUCCUUCUUUAUCUCUUGAACCAUUACAGACAAAUCUUAAUGAUUUGAUUUCUGAGAGAAGGAAUGCAGCUAAGCAGGAGCCUGCCCAAGCAGGCUCCGCUGGCGGACUUUCCUAAGCCCUGGC
Moneuplotes crassus is the source of this 535-nucleotide messenger RNA. NCBI's taxonomy places the organism in Eukaryota, Ciliophora, Spirotrichea, Euplotida, Euplotidae. The record is from the annotation of a GenBank genome assembly.